This is a messenger RNA of Ostrinia nubilalis (European corn borer), 2641 nucleotides long. Its product is annotated as solute carrier family 22 member 1-like. Bases 485 to 2104 code for a protein of 539 amino acids. Gene Ontology annotation, cellular component: membrane. Gene Ontology annotation, biological process: transmembrane transport. Gene Ontology annotation, molecular function: transmembrane transporter activity. The transcript has 8 exons. The record is from RefSeq and is a predicted model, not a curated record. NCBI's taxonomy places the organism in Eukaryota, Metazoa, Arthropoda, Insecta, Lepidoptera, Crambidae.
UUUAAUUUAUCCUGCGCCGCCCGCGGAGACACAAACAUAAACGGACCUCUUUGGCUCAGGCUAUGUUCAGUGGUGAUCUGUGAAAGUGGCAAAAUGACUAAUUUUAUAAAUUACACAUUUUAUAUUUUACUACACAUUUACCGUAAAAUUCUUGUUCUGGAGUUAUCGUGUCUUUAAAAUGUACAGUCGACACAGAUACUCGUUAGCUCCCAGGAUGGACUGCACAUAGAUAUUGUGGAAGGAAAGGGGAAAUCUACUAUUAAAAUAAUGAAAUAAUAAUGGUCCCGAGAUAAACUCAGAGAUAAUUAAGAUUGACGAAAAAUUAUGAUUCAGAAUAUUUAUUGAGGACACGAGUGAGAAAGGAUCAUUUUUGUACGUGGGGAUUCAUCACUAACCAGGUCAAGGUGCUGACAAAGAGCACAGAAGUUGACGACCAACAUCUUUCUUCUACGAGCAAGUGAUUAGAACACGGAACAUUCCAGCCAUGUCAGCGGAGAAUUUGAACAGGCCCGUCCACCUGGACGAGGUGCUGGAGAAGCUGGGCGCGUUCGGGCGCCACCAGCUCGCCACCAUGUGUCUGCUGGCGCUGGUCUACGCCACAAACUCCAUGUACAACGUCAACUAUGUCUUCGCCGUUGAGGACGUCAACUACAGGUGCCAGAUCCCCUCGUGCGACAGUACCAAUGCGAGCUUCUUCAGCCCGUGGCUGAACCAGUCGUCCCCAGACGGGAGCGAGGAGUACGUCAAGCAGUGCCGGCGGUACGCCACGGAUGGGUGUGCCACGUUCAACACCAGCGAGGUGGUGGAGUGCAAGGAAUGGGUGUAUGAUGUGCCCGACAGUUUUGUUGCCGAGUUUGGGCUGGCGUGCGAGGAGUGGAAGCCGACCAUGGUGGGCACGGCGCACAACUUCGGCAGCAUGGUGGGGCUGCUGGUGCAGGGACAGAUCUCCGACAGGUUUGGCAGAAAGACAGCUGCCGUGUUCGCGGGCACCAUGGGGGCAGUCUUGGGCUUGACCAAAAGCUUCGCCACUUCUUUCUGGUUCUACGUGGUUUUGGAAGCACUAGAAGCUGCGAUUGGUGAUGCUCUAUCGCCUAUGUUUAUGUUGAGUAUUGAGAUCGUUGAAAAGAAAAAGGCCGUGCUUUUCCAAAUGAUACUUCUCAACUGCUACACGUGCGGACUUAUCGUGAUGCCCUUCAUCUCCUGGGCCGUGCCCUACUGGAGAACCUUCCUCCGAGUCAUCUAUGCGCCCACUCUGGUUAUUUUGACCUACUCCUUCUUCCUUGACGAGAGCAUUCGCUGGCUCUUCAGUAAAGGGAAAAGAGAAAAAGGAAUAAAACUCAUCGAGAAAAUAGCUAAACGUAAUGGUGUUCAAAUCGACAAGCGAAUAUUGAACAGACUGGAGUACAUAGACGAGGAAAAUAAUAAGAACGUUGACGACAAGAAGUUAUUGUUGAAGACGUUCAAGUCGAGGAUAAUGAUGCAGAGGUUCCUGGUGUGCAUGGUGUGGUGGCUGACGGUCACGCUCAUCAACUACGGCAUGAUGAUCAGCGCCGUGUUCAUCGACGGCAACAAGUACGUCAACUUCGCGCUGCUGAUGCUCAUGGACAUCCCGUCCAACGUAUUCUACUGGCUGGCGCUGUCCAAGUACAAGCGGAAGAUGCCGCUGGUGGUGUCGUUCCUCAUUGGAGGAAUCUUCUGUGUUCUACAACCAUUUGUGCCAAAAGGUUACAUGUGGAUACGUCUGUCGCUGAUCAUGGCGUUCGAGACGCUGGCCACGUUCUCGUACAACAUCGUGUACAUGUACACGUCGGAGCUGUUCCCCACCUACACCCGGAACUCCAUGCACGCCAUUUGCUCCUCCGUGGGCCGCCUGGGCUCCUUGCUGGCGCCGCAGACUCCGCUUCUGAUAUCCUACUGGUCUGGUCUCCCGUCGCUGAUCUUCGGCCUGACGUCGCUGCUCUCCGGCGCGCUGACGCUGCUGAUGCCAGAGACGGCCAAGACGGAGCUCCCGGACACGGUGGAGGAGGCCGAGAUGAUCGGCAAGAACACUCUGCAGCCUCUGCUGGACCCGAGUGCGAAUGGGAAGGAAAUUGAACUCAAGUAGAUAGUAUAAAACUUGUAAAAGAAAUGUCUGUAUAUUUAGUUAAUGUUUAAUUAACAAGUUGGAAUGAGUUUAAAAAUAAUAGGUAGGUAUUUAUAAUGAUUGAGAAAAUAAAUUUAAUUUGUAAAUAUCGUGCCAAGUAACUACGAUUGAAACUUUUGCGAGCGUAAUAAAUGUAAUUUUAAUGACAUUUCUCAGGAUAUUUUUAUUAUAAAUGUGGUGUAUUUUAAUAUAAUCUAAUCUUAAAAGUUGAUGUUCGCAUUUCUCGCGACUGUAUUAUUAUGGGAGAAAUAAUAAAACUAUGAAAGCGGUUUUAUCGAUGUAGUAAAUUGGUGGAACACACUCGCUUAUUAUCCACAUCCUUGAGAGCGAGGCGCCUGGUGCGAGGAGUUCCAUAUAAGCACAUCUCGUAUAGAGCAGUCAUCGCCGGCUGCGGUAAUAAAAGUCCGCGCUCAAUACACCUCGAUUAAAUAUUUCAAAGAACUUCCAUCUUAUAUUUACAGAUUUUUUUAUAUUUAAAAUUAAGCAAAAAUAUUCUGA